GAUAUUUAUAGUAUAGGCGUAUUAUUUUGGGAAAUAUCUAGUGGGCAGCCUCCUUUUUAUGUUGAGGAUGAAGAAUAUGAUAUUGGUUUAGCUGUGGAAAUUUUACAAGGUCUUAGAGAAACUGUUGUUCCUGAUACUCCUGAAGAAUAUAUUAAAAUUUAUACCGAAUGUUGGGAUGGUGAACCAGAUAAUCGUCCAACUAUAUAUCAAGUCGUUGAUUGGCUAAAUGCAAUAAUUAUAAAAUCAGAU
Messenger RNA from Rhizophagus irregularis DAOM 181602=DAOM 197198, 249 nucleotides. The record is from RefSeq and is a predicted model, not a curated record. NCBI's taxonomy places the organism in Eukaryota, Fungi, Glomeromycota, Glomeromycetes, Glomerales, Glomeraceae.